GGAAAAAGUUUGAAAAAUUUACUCAAGCUGAGUAAGGCACAUAAAUGGUGUUACAACGAAUGGUUUUAUUCUAAUAUCGAUAAGGCUCUCUUUGAUGGAGAUAGUGAAUUUGUAUUAUGCUUAAAGGAAUCUUUUCCAGGAUUGAAGACAAGAAAAUUAACAAGGUUCCAGUGGGGAUUGUUAAGAAGAUUAAUGGGGAGACCUAGAAGAUGCUCGGCCACAUUUUUCGAAGAAGAAAGAAACGUUCUAAAGGAUAAGAGGCAAAAAAUAAGGUCCCUACAACAGAAAAAGACAAUAGAUCUUGAACUUGUUAAAGAUCUUCCAGAAGAAAUUCCACCAUUAUUGGUUGUUGGAACAAGUGUUACUGCUUUCUUACGAAAUCCUCAACGAGGGUUAUUCACUGGACGGAUCGAAGCUGUAGAUACAGCUAAUAAACGUUACAGAAUUACUUUUGACAGACCUGGCCUGGGUACGCAUUAUAUUGAUGAUACGGAAGUUUUAAGCGAAGAACCUGUUGAAUCUAUAUUCAAGUCGUCCUUAGUCGCUAAGCAAAGACCUAGGAGUUCAUCAUCUUUGUUCUCCAACGUUACGCCUCCAAGGUCAGUCAGGCAGACUCCGCAUUUUACAGCUACUGUAAGAAAAUGA
This is a messenger RNA of Trichoplax adhaerens, 645 nucleotides long. RefSeq lists its product as uncharacterized. The transcript is spliced from 8 exons. The record is from RefSeq and is a predicted model, not a curated record. Gene Ontology annotation, biological process: DNA-templated transcription; regulation of cell cycle; regulation of transcription by RNA polymerase II. Gene Ontology annotation, cellular component: nucleoplasm; transcription repressor complex. Gene Ontology annotation, molecular function: DNA binding. NCBI's taxonomy places the organism in Eukaryota, Metazoa, Placozoa, Uniplacotomia, Trichoplacea, Trichoplacidae. The annotation marks the transcript as partial.